AUGGGUGAUCAUGACCCAAACAAAGAUAAUUUUCAUUCGCAGAAUAUAGGUCUUGAGAAUGACUAUGACCCUAGCUAUGGAAACCCCUCCUUUAAAAUGGCCCCAAAGAUUAAUAUUGCCAACCAAAACAUUCUAUUGAAUUCCAGUCCAGGUAGCUACUCCACGCAUAACAGUAACGGACAACAUGAGAUCGAUAACCGUGAAUUGAAGGCAUCUGACUUGCUCAAUACUAAAGAUCAAAAUGAUGGUAGGAAAGCCGAUGAUCUAGGACAAGGAAAGUCAAGACCUGCUUUUGUGGUGAAACUAUGGAUUAUGGUCAAUGACUCAAAUAAUUCAGAAUAUAUUCAAUGGGCAGAUAAUGGAAAACGUUUCAAAGUAUUGAACAGAGUGAAGUUCAUGAAAAAAGUUCUACCAAAGUAUUUCAAGCAUUCUAACUUUUCAAGUUUUGUUAGGCAGUUAAACAUGUACGGAUGGCAUAAAGUGCAAUAUGUUUCCAAUAAUAUAAGUGCCCCACAUUAUAAUGAAUUAAAUGUGCCUUCCAGUAAUGCCUCAAAUCCUGAUGAAAUAUGGUUAUUUGAAAAUCCGUAUUUUCAAAGAGGAAGAGAAGAUCUACUUGAGAAUAUUUCCAGAAACAAAAAUGGAAGACAGGAGUAUGGAGAAAUGAAUGUCAAUUUGGUAGUAAACGAAUUGAAUCGUCUCAAGAAUGCCCAGAAUAUUAUUGCUGACGAUUUGAAAAGAAUCAAAAACGAUUGUGGUGUGUUUUGGCAAGAAAUGGCAAUCAGUCGUCAACGGUACGAUAAACAGAAUGAAACAUUGGGAAGUAUUCUAAGAUUCAUUGCCUCAGUUUUUCAAAAUAAUCCUACUAUUAAUCCAAAGGAAAUUCCCUUUGAAGGAAAUAUCAACGCUUCGUUGAUGGCCGCUAUCACUACCAAUAAUGACAGAAAUCUGAUUACCAUGAAUAGUGUGCCCUUACUAAACAAUAGUAUUCCGGCAGAUCCAAUGCCAGGCGUGGUGCGCGACAGUAUCACAGCGCCACCUCAUGCCCAUUCUUAUGAUCGUAUUGCUUGUGGUAUGACUUUUGGAAAUGCUCAUUUGGACCACAGCUCAGUCAAACAGGCGAGCAAUCCUGCCAUUCGUAACACAGUACCUAACACUCCUCUGAUCUUCUAUCCUCCACACCCAGCAAUGCACGGAUUACCUCUGAAUGCUACUCCAGCGUUCAUUCCAGUGCAACCAAUGAUUGGAAGGAUUGCUCAACAACAUGCUAUUCCAAACCAAGUUCCGAUGAAGAUUUUCGCACCAGGUGAGUAUCCUCAUCCAAUCCCAGUACCACUUCCCGGUAUAGCUCCUCUUGUUAAUACAUCCGCAUCAGGCACCGCCACUUCAACAAAUUCCAUGAAUAUGAGCGGGAAUGGUAAUCCAAUUACGCAAGGAAAUUUGAAUGAUCUUGAUGGUGAUAUAGACACAUUGAAUGGUGAGAUGUUAAGAGCUCCUGAAAAUACUAAGGACAACUUUAUUAUUCCAAAGGAAAAUUUUCCAACUUCAAGUAGAUUUGCCCCAAAAUUCAAUUCUAAUCCACCAACGGUAUUAGAAUCAUCUAAUGGCCAUUUAGAUAAAGUUCCCCCAGCGGCCGUUGACUAUGCAUCUCUUGGUGCUGCAACCGUACAGAGACCAGCAGUAGUUGGCUUGAAUACAUUUGAAGCUAACCCAGUGGCAAAAAAUUCAAGAGUAGAAAAUCCUGCCAUCAUUAAAGUUGCUGGAAUCAUUCCUACCCCUACUUCGAGACCGGGUCAUUAUACCAAAACUGCUAGAGCUAAUAUUCCGACCGUUCCUAUUCCGCCGAAUAUGAUUGUAAAUAAUGCUGUUUCUUCUGCUCCUCCGUACAGGAGCCCUAUUAUACCGACCCCCGAACCUACUAUACCUUUGAAUCCAGGGACUAAUAACCAUAAUUCUCCAGAUUUUCAUCUGUCACAACGAUUAAUGAACCCGACUUUAGAAUCCUUGACAUCGUACAUUAACCAACAAGAGGAAUCAAUAAAUAGAUUGUCCAGCCUAAUCAAUCGAUAUAUACCGAGUGAUGGAACUCCGAUCCCAAUAUCGGUAAACGCUACUCCGGAACCAGUGUCUCCUUCAAAAACAAUCAAUAUUGCUACAAACAUCAAUGAAAGCAACAGUAGAGUCCAAGAAUUUAGGCUUGAUAGCUCGCUGAAACUAGUUGAAGGGUCAGGCUCAAGCUCAACAACAUCCCUAACAGUCUCAGAGGUCAAUAUGGGAGAUAUACAGGGGCUUUCAACUUCAUUGGCUACUUCUAAUACCGAUAAAGUAAGCACCGAUGCUUCUGGUAGUGCUGGAAAAAAGAGACCUACGUUGGAGCUUGAUGAGGAUGAUAUCAUUAGCACCGGAAUGUUUAAGCGCUACAAGGGUUGA
Saccharomycopsis crataegensis is the source of this 2427-nucleotide messenger RNA. Its product is annotated as heat shock factor family protein. The transcript has a single exon. The record is from RefSeq and is a predicted model, not a curated record. Gene Ontology annotation, molecular function: DNA-binding transcription factor activity; sequence-specific DNA binding. Bases 1 to 2427 code for a protein of 808 amino acids. NCBI's taxonomy places the organism in Eukaryota, Fungi, Ascomycota, Saccharomycetes, Ascoideales, Saccharomycopsidaceae. Gene Ontology annotation, biological process: regulation of DNA-templated transcription.